AUGUACCAUUGGUUUAAUGUUAACUCAAAAUUGAAAAAUUUCAGUCUACUUAUGGUCAUGUCAAUACUAGUCCCAGGUUUAUCUACACCCAUACCCAUUAUUUCUCAAUCCAAAGACUUUCAAAUCAAUGAAUGCAAUUCUAGUAUAACCCACAUGCAACAACUUGACGUUCCCUAUCAUAAAAAUGGUACUUUGCUAAAUUUCAAUGAGACCAAUUCCACAAACAACUGCUUAUAUUAUGUUCCUGACUCAACUGUGCACAACAAAACCACAAAAUCAAGAUCAGAUACUAAUAGAUUUGCAAGAUUUAGUACUUGGUUAUUGGUUAUCUUAUUUUCAAUAUUAUCAACAGUGAUUGCAAUUGUAUUUUGGCCAGUAUUAUCAGAGCAAUGGGGUAUUAUAAGGCAGAAAGUACCUCGCAUUAUAAGGGAUGGAAGGCAGAGAGGCCAAAGAAAGAGGUGGAUAAUUUGCAGAGUCAUAUUUCAUUAUAGAGUAUUGGGAUUUAUUUUCUAUUCGUUGGUCUACAUAGUUCUAUCUAUACCUGGUGCUGUUGUCUUGCUGAUUGUAUAUAUGAUUAUUGGGAUCUGCUAUUUAUUUGGAUGUGAUGUCACCGAAGGUAAUGAUACAAAUCAUAAUGGCAAUAAUAACUCUAGCCCUGGUGACAAUGACAGGGGCAAUUACCAAAUGCAAAAUAUGGAUAAUGGAAAUAAUGACCAUAUGUUUCGUGCUUCUCCAUAUAACAGAGUUUACCGACCAUUAGAUGGAAUAUUGGACUCAGUAAAAUACUCAGGUCGAUGUGUUAAAAGAUCAGAACUUGAUGCAUAUGAAUUUGAUGGGGAAGUAUUGAAAUUGGCUGCACUGAGUUUUUUCAUUCCAGAUGAAAAUUUUUCCAAAAGAGCUUUCCAUUAUGAUUUAACCUCUGAAGAUUUCAAAUUAGACCAUCAAGAUUCAUGUUUAAUAUGUCUUGAAACUCUUCGACCUUAUGAUUUUUUAAUUAUAUUACCAUGUGAUCACAUAAUACAUUUUGGAUGUUUAGUAAGAUCAAGAACUACCCAAUUGGAAAAUGCAUUACCUGAAGACACGAUGAUGAGAUGUCCAACAUGCCAGUUAAAUUUCGUUAGACUUGUGCAAUACUAUAAAGAACAUAGAUAUGAUCCUAAAAAGGUUCCAUUUUUCAAUAGAGAAUGA
Hansenula ciferrii is the source of this 1188-nucleotide messenger RNA. RefSeq names its product RING finger protein. The record is from RefSeq and is a predicted model, not a curated record. Bases 1 to 1188 code for a protein of 395 amino acids. The transcript has a single exon. NCBI's taxonomy places the organism in Eukaryota, Fungi, Ascomycota, Saccharomycetes, Phaffomycetales, Wickerhamomycetaceae.